Momordica charantia (bitter melon) is the source of this 1924-nucleotide messenger RNA. The record is from RefSeq and is a predicted model, not a curated record. NCBI's taxonomy places the organism in Eukaryota, Viridiplantae, Streptophyta, Magnoliopsida, Cucurbitales, Cucurbitaceae.
UUUCCUCAUGUUUUGCAUGAUCUGUUCUGUACUUUAGCAAAAUGCUCUGUUAGCUUCCAAGUUAUUAGGGCUUUUUUUCUUUUAAUUUUUCUCCUCUUGCAUUUUACUGGAUUUUGUUUGGAGAUUUGAGGAAAUGUUGGAGUUUUGGAGUUAGGGUUUCUGUUAAUUCUUGUGAACUUAAGCUUGAUUUCGCAUUUGGAAAUUAGUGAACCAACAUCUUCUCGUUUUCGUUUUUGUUAAUCUUUGUUUGCAUUUCUAGCAGUGGUUUGGUUAAAUCCAGUUUACGAACUAAAUAUAUUUCGAAAUCAGCAUUAGUGUUAGAUCCUACCUUCUGUUGUUUCCGAAUUCUACCGGAGUACUAAAAAUUAUGGCUGAAGAUUCAAGAUCACGUAGAUUUUCUUGGCGUAUUUGCAGUUUUGAUUUCCUGGUAUUGUUGAGAAUUUCUGUUCUAGCAAAAGGGCGAAACGGAGAUCAGGAAAGAUGUCGGGAUCUGAGACUGGUGUGAUGACGAGUAGAGAACCCUUCAGCGUCGGCGUUCAGAAUAGCUCCUUACAGUCGCAGCCGGCGGCCCAAAGCAUGCGAUUAACCUUCAGCACCGAUGGCACAGCCGUGUACAAUCCCGUUAUUACUCCUUCAACCUCACCGUCCUACCAAUCCUCCCUCGCCGGAGUUUCUGGUAAUGCCGGAAUUGAGGGAUCGGCCGGUGGGGGGUCUAUGUUGCCUCAUGGUUUCAACAUAAAUGCGGUGGGAAGCGAGCAAAUAAAGAGGAAGAGAGGCAGGCCGAGGAAGUAUGGACCCGAUGGCUCCAUGGCAUUAGCUUUGAGUUCUGGGCCGCCUUCAGGAAGUGGAGGUUUUUCUCCUUCAACCAUGGGCGCUCAUGCUUCUGAAGGAGGAUUGGCCUCCCCAAAUUCAUUGAAGAAAAUUAAAGGCAGGCCACUUGGUUCAAGGAAAAAACAACAAUUGGAAGCUUUGGGAUCAGCUGGUAUUGGAUUCACUCCGCAUGUUAUCGAUGUGAAAGCUGGAGAGGAUGUAUCGUCAAAAAUAAUGUCCUUUUCUCAGAAUGGCCCUAGGGCUGUUUGUAUCCUCUCUGCAAAUGGAGCAAUAUCAAAUGUGACUUUACGUCAACCUGCUACAUCUGGUGGAGCCGUUACUUAUGAGGGGCGAUUCGAAAUUUUGUCACUUUCAGGUUCGUUUCUGCUGUCUGAAAAUUGUGGUCAGAGGAGCAGAACUGGUGGUUUGAGCGUGUCUUUGUCUGGCCCAGAUGGCCGAGUUUUAGGUGGUGGUGUGGCGGGUCUUCUCACGGCUGCAUCUCCUGUUCAGGUGGUCGUGGGAAGUUUCAUUGUCGAUAGCAGCAAGGAUUUAAAGUCAGCGCGCCAAACCGAACCCAUCUCUGCCUUGCCAAUGCUAAACCCAGUCGGCAUUGGUCACUUGACAGGAGGAGGAGUGAGUAGUCCAUCACACGGGACGCUGAGUGAAUCUUCCGGUGGCCCCAGCAGCCCCCUCAACAACAGCCCCGGAACCUGCAACAACAGCAACCAUCCAGGCAUGUCUGGCAUGCCAUGGAAGUAAGUAAAAUCCCAACACGUCGAGUUGAGCUGAUAAUCUAAUUUCCAUGGCGGGGAUGGGGACGGGGUGUCGAAAGUGUAUUUCUAAUCUCUUUUGGGCUGUCAAGGGGAGCUUUUGUAAUAUGUAAUUUUUUUAAUUUUUUUUUAAUUUUUUGUGUUGAAAAAUUUUCAGUUUUAGCAUGAUAUUAGCAAAGUCCAAGUAGGGAGAGGUACAAUUUCUAAUGUUUUGUCCAAAGGGGUUGUCUGAUGGUAUUAUUGAGUUAUGAGGUUAGAAAAAGAAGAAGAGUUGGUUUUAGUUAGGCUUUUAGUUCUGUAACGACAUUGUCAACCUUAAUCAAUUGCUUCCCUGUUUUAUACGA